Molecule: messenger RNA, 3186 nt
Organism: Drosophila pseudoobscura
Lineage: Eukaryota; Metazoa; Arthropoda; Insecta; Diptera; Drosophilidae
Product: spidroin-2-like
Exons: 4
Coding region: 137-2998 (953 amino acids)
Source: RefSeq, a predicted model, not a curated record
GUAAACAAUCAAAAACUUGUUUAAAAUCUGUCAUUUUAUCCUGAACGAGAUGAUUUGAUUUUUUAGUUCCCUUAACCUUGGCCAUGAGUUUCGUUGGAGCGGUAGUCGUGAGAAGCUAAAGCUCGUAGUUUUCAAAAUGUCCGCAUGCCCAGAGAACCCCCAUCAGCCUCUGAUUUGCUGCCAGAGCUGCACGGGGUUGUAUAGAGGAAAUUCUUUUCAGUCGUACUGCCCCCAGUCGUAUUGCCCCCAAUGUUACUAUAGAUCUUUUUGCCAGCAUCCGGUCCACUCUCCGGAGGAGUUUGCCAAAUUCUCGGAUUGUACACCCAAGCUGGAUUGGUGUGAGCAAUACUUUGAUGAAUGUGGGGAAAAAAAUACAGCUAAAAAGACGACUGGGGAUGAAAAGAGACAGACUGGUAAGCCGGGUACUGGAGCAAAGAAAAGAACGAAAAAACAGAAGACUGAUGACGGAAAAAAACAGACUGUUGGAGCAGAUAAUGGAGCAAACGGAUCGGGCAGACAGAUUACUAAGGACGGAAGUGAACAGAAUGGUAAGACGGAUCUUGGAGCAAACAGAUCGGGAAGACAGUCUACUGAGGAAAGAUAUGGACAGAAUGCUAAGAGGAGUAUUGGAACAAUCAGAAAGGGCACAUUGCCGACUGGGGACGGAAAUAUGCAAAAUGAUAGGCUUGAUAAUGGACCAAACAGAAAGGGUAGAGAACCGGAGGGUGACGGCAAUAAAAAGUCUGGUAAACUGGGUAUUGGCGCAAACAAAAUGGGUACACAGGGUAAUGAACCAAAGAGGACAGAGAAAAAGAAGACGGGGGACAAAAAUGGACCGUCUAAUGGCGAUAAUGGUCCGACUGGACAACCUCCGGCUCCAUGGCCGCCUCAACAAGGAUUCCCUGUGCAUGGAAUGGCUCCUGGAACUCAAGGUAUGCAUGCAAUAGGUCCUGGAAUUCAGGGCAUGCAGGGAAUGGCGCCUGGAUCGCAGGGUAUGCAAGGAAUGGCUCCUGGAACUCAGGGUAUUCAGGGAAUGGCUGCUGGAACUCAGUAUAUGCAGGGAAUGGCUCCUGGAUCGCAGGGUAUGCAGGGAAUGGCUGCUGGAACUCAGGCAAUGCAGGGAAUGGCUCCUGGAACGCAGGGUAUGCAGGGAACGGCUCCUGUCAGUCAGUUUGGUGCUUACGGUGAACAAACAGGUUUGCCUACUCCGGGUGCACAAGCUGCACUGACUGGGAACGAAAAUGGAACGACUGGAAUGUUUGCUAAUGGCGCUUAUGGUGCGAUGGGACAACCUCCGGCUCCCUGGCCGCCUCAACAAGGAUUCCCUGUGCAUGGAAUGGCUCCUGGAGCUCAAGGUAUGCAUGCAAUAGGUCCUGGAAUUCAGGGCAUGCAGGGAAUGGCGCCUGGAUCGCAGGGUAUGCAAGGAAUGGCUCCUGGUACUCAGGGUAUUCAGGGAAUGGCUGCUGGAACUCAGUAUAUGCAGGGAAUGGCUCCUGGAACGCAGGGUAUGCAAGGAAUGGCUCCUGUCAGUCAGUUUGGUGUUUACGGUGAACAAGGAGGCUUGCCCACUCCGGGUGCACAAGUUGCAGUGACUGGGAACGAAAUUGGACCGACUGGAAUGUUUGCUAAUGGCGCCAAUGGUCCGACGGGACAACCUCCGGCUGCCUGGCCGCCUCAAGAAGGAUUCUCUUUGCAUGGAAUGCCUCCUGGAACUCAGGGUAUGCAUGGAAUGGCUCCUCUAACUCAGGGUAUGCAGGGACUGGCUCCUGGAACUCAAGGUAUGCAUGGAAUAGCUCCUGGAGCUCAGGGCAUACAGGGAAUGGCUACUGGAUCACAAGGUAUGCACGGAAUGGCUCCUGAAACACACGGAAUACAGGGAAUGGCUCCUGGCAGUCAGUUUCGUGUUUACGGUGAACAAGAAGUUCACAAGCAAAUACCAAGGUACAAGGAUCCAGGAUCCAUGGCAAUCGGUUAUCCACCUCAAUUAUAUCAAGCUCCAGGAGGUGGUCCACAAGAUCUGCUACGAUAUGGUCAACAAGCUCUGCAGGCAAAUGAGACUUACGGACGAGGAGAGGCUCAAUCAGCUCAAUCGAGGAAGUCGCAGGAGAAGACCGGAGAAGAUUGUGAACAGUCCAAUCCCAGCAGUGAUGCUAUUCAUCGAGUCCUUCAGUCGCUGCAAUUGUCAUUUCCCGAGAAUGGUCUGCAGAAUUGUUGUCUCCUUCUGCCUGUCAAUCUCGACACUGCCAACCGGAUAGAUGAGGGCGAUUCCAAGAAUGGAAAGGAAUUGUCACUAAAACGCAAACUUAGCAAACGCGAUGCAGAUAGUAAGAAGGCUACAUCUGGUGGCACUCCCAUAUCGAAAGCAUCAAUGCCAGCUUCGGCGAAUACCGCAAAUGGUUGCAGUGACUGCAGUCCUGUUGUAUUUCCGGAGCAAUCGAUGCCAUCCUUCUGCUGGAAUAACAGUUUCUUUAUUCAAGCCGACGAAUGCGCGCAGACGGGAUCAUCCAAACCCAGAAAGAACUCAAAAGAAUUGCCGCCUGCAGUUCAGUGCGAACCUGCACCAGAAGAAGCCCCCAUUUCGAGUGGUUUCAACACCUGCUGCAAUGCCUACUGCGAUUCCAGCUAUUGGCCCUUUUACUACUACUACGACCCAUGCAUCGGCUGCUACUGUUGGUAUCCCAACCCCAACUACUGCAAUGGCCAGAACUGCUGUCCGCUUAAUCCGCUGGAGAAGAUAAGCGAGAAACCCCAGCACAAGGAGGCACCCCCAGUGCCCGCAGCAGCAGCGCCCAAAAAAAAGAAGAAAAUUGUAAGGAAAAAAGGCGGUGGGCCAGAGCAGAGGAGCUGUAAUCUGGGAUGCACCAUCCCCAAAUGCCAAACUGCAGCGGUCUCCAGAGAUAUGAGGCAGGCUAUUAUCCCACGGCCCCACCCUGUGGUUGCUCCGCUUAUGGGCAGAUUGGAUUGGCCGACAGAAUUCCUUGAUCCAAGUGUCGGGUAGCUACUCAAAGCGCGAAUCUUGCAAGGACGCCACAUUGUAUGUGCACGACUCGGACGACACGUUCUGCUCUAUGUCUCUAAAUUUAACGUGGAAUACACUUUUUACCAUUUUGAAGAACAAGUCUAUGAAAGAAUAAUAAAUAAAAAGAUAGAUCUGUCGAUCAGUCGAUUAUCCAAAAAUAAUACGGA